Messenger RNA from Mercenaria mercenaria, 3414 nucleotides. RefSeq lists its product as uncharacterized. The record is from RefSeq and is a predicted model, not a curated record. Lineage: Eukaryota; Metazoa; Mollusca; Bivalvia; Venerida; Veneridae. Gene Ontology annotation, molecular function: protein binding. The transcript is spliced from 9 exons. Bases 236 to 1621 code for a protein of 461 amino acids.
UACCACUUCACCGGAUUAGAGGCACAUCCGGGGAUGAAAAUUUAUGCUGAUUUCUCUUGAUUUCACUAAAAGCGCAGAUUGGCAUUUAAUUUAAAGGAUACAUAUAUCUUGCCCUCAUUCAUAUGCAUUAAAAUUUUGCUAACCACUGAAUGAAAUUUGUUUAAAUACCGAUAUUGCAGUGCUGAAGUUGCAAAACGGUGUUUCGGUAAAGUUAGUCAAAAGCAAUUGAUCCAGGAUGAAUGGAACGAAAGAUAGCAUUGGCUGCCUACCAGAAGAAAUGCAAGCUUACGUUUUAAGCAAAUUAGAUGGAAAAUCAGCUGCUGUUGCAAAGAGAGUCUGCAAAUUAUGGAAUGAACUAGUAACAGGUUUAGAAACAUGUAUGCAUUUUUGGUUGCGCUGUUGUCUGAAAGAAAUUCCCCCAUAUACAAUGGUGGAGUUGACGAGGCUUAUGCAGUUGUCUGGAGGAAGGGAGAACACUCUUGUUGAACUUGCAACCGAUUGGAGAACAAGUUUAGAGAGUAAACUCCCCUGGAUGUUCUGGAGAGAAGUCUAUGCAGAAUUUUCAAGGUGUAGAUACAUUAAACAUGGAGUAGAGAAAAGGAUAGAUUUGCAUUUCUUUCCAACACAUGGUGAUGUCACAUGUCUUUACGUCCAAGACAAUGUGAUCUACUCUGGUCAUGAAAGUGGUCAAGUAAUCAGCUGGAAGAACAUAGAGGAAGAUCUACACUACCACGUGCUGUACAAACAUCACAGACGAGUGACAAGUAUUGCUGGUCUAGAUAUGGUCAUGACAACCAAGGAUAUUUUGAAUGGAAUGUGUGGCAAUAAGAUUGUAAGUUCAUCAAUGGACACGACACUGAUAGUGUAUAAUCUUGAGACAGAGAAAUCAACAACGAUUCAGCAUUACAGUAAACAGGCAAACUAUGUCAGGUCAUGGGGUAAUCAUUUUGUUGCUGCUGCCAACAGAAGUCUGAUACAAGGUCAGCCUAUAUGGAGAUCAGUUGACCAAUCAAAUGCUGAGACUGAGAUAUUGUGUACACUCUACAGCCAAUCAGCUGCUGAUAUCACUGCUGUUGCAUUCUGGGAGGAUACGGUGUUAUCUGGUGAUGAGAUGGGAAACUUGUUUCUGUGGACGGGAUGUCUGGGAUGUGGACAAGAAGACAAACAGGAUAUGGCACAAGUGGCAAACAUUGGUUGUUGCAUCAAAUCCAUCUAUAUACUCGGAAAGAGGAUUGUCUGUUAUACAAGUGACGGUUUCCUUCAUGUUAGUAGAUACAAAGAGGACUAUGUUUUUGACAAAUAUGACAUGUACAAGUGUAUAUUCAAAACUCCAGAAUGUGUUGUAAUUCAUGGAUCAGUACUUGCCAUAGGAUGCAGAUCUGGCUUUGUAUAUCUGUACCACCUUCCAUCCGGCAGAGACUGGGACACACUUGAUCUAGCCACGCCUACAAGGGUCAUACAGACGUCACAUGAUCACAUCAACGCUCUAGUCAUUGGGGAUAUUGGUGAUGGACCAUUUGUUGCCAUAGCAACAGAAGACUAUUCUAUCACUAUAGUGCAAUAUAGAAGACAUGGACUAGAUUUACCUCAAAACAUGUGCAAUGGGAGUGUUAGAAAGUGAAUUUUAUUUGAGGUUGCUCUUUCUUGCCAUAAAUUUGUGCUCAUAUUUCACAGCUUUUUUUAUCUACAUAAAAAUCAUUCUAGUAUACUUCUCUGCAUUAGAUUUAGAUUUACAUGUGCCAUAUUCCACCAUGUAUAGUGUACAAGCAUUUUACUGAGGUCAUACACAUACUUUUUUCAUAGCACAUUAUACAUUGGGAGGGUGAAAGGCAUGCAGUGUUAUAUAUGUAUGCAUGUGCAUGCAUGCAUCAGUGUGUAUGUUUUAAUGAUCAGAAUGCUUGGCCUAGAAUUUUAUGGCACAUGGUCAGAUUUCAAAAACACUUUGCACAACUGUUCCGCAUAACAUGGCAAUAUGUUGCAUUCUAGGUCCAGGCACCUGAUAAUAAUGUCAAAGUUGCUUUGAAAUGGCAUUACUUAAUAUUUCUUCAUAUGUUCAUAACACUUUUAUUUGAUGAUGGGCAUUAAGUAUAGAUUAGAAAGGUGACAUGACCCUUACCCCUAGUUCAUAGGUCAAGGCCAUCCUUACUGUUAGGCUUCAGUUCAAAUUUUUGUUGUCAGAGUACCAUUACCCUAAGGAUAUGUCUGUCUGUGUCAUAUCACAUAGCAUAGCUUUCUAUGCCCAAUGGAUAGUUUAUAGUUUUUAAAUUCUCAAAAUUCUCACUAUAUUGUUCUGAUAAGUUUAGGAAUGUGUUUUAUGUUGUUACACACUGACAGGGUAUGUUUCUUUCAUUACAGUCUGUGAUAAGAAAUAUGUUGUAUGUUGAAGUUGUUCUGAGAUGUGUUCAUACAAUAUGUUCUAAAUGUGCUCAUUGCUCAUAAUGUAAAUUAAUGAUAUUCCGAAAUGUGUUCAUACAGUGUUUUUGAAAUGUGUUCCUCUUUCACAUUGUUUCCCUUUAUUGUUUUCCUUGUUUAUUGUUUUAUUUUUUGGACUUUUCUGUUUUAUUUUUAAGAUAGGUAUACACUUUAAUUGAAAAAACUUUGCAAGAAAUAAAAGUAUUUGUAAAAUGUUAUAUAUUUCUUAUGUGAACAGUUUCAUGUUAUUUCCCUGCACUCGUAUUAAAAAUGUUUUAUUUACUACCAAAAAUCUUUUAAACAGUUUUCCCCAUAGAAAUGACCUUAUUUGUCAAUUUUCUAAAUAUCAGUUACCUUUAUCAGUCAUUUUUAGGUCAUGUCUGUAGGAAUGAAACAUUUAGGAAAGUCUGUAGCAGUGGCAUUAGAUAACAAACGUUUUCUGCAGCAAUGAUCAACUUUUUGUUGUAAUGAUAUAAUCACAGCUUCUAUAGCAAUGUCCUAGCUACAGCUGUUUAUACUGAAAUAACUUAGAAACUAAACAUUUCUAGAGAAAUGGAUUCAAAACAGUAAUUUUAGCAAUAGUUGUAUUGUCCUAUUUCUGUAGCAAUAGAACAUUUACAGUCAUUGUUAGCAAUAGCCUUAUUACAGCUGUUUCUUAUGCAUUGACUUUUUUGCAACCCUUUCAUAAGCAUUGACCUUCUUACAACAACAACUUCUGAAGCAGUGAUUUUACAACAGCUUCCUAAGCAAAUUACCUUAUUACAACUGCUUCUUAAGCAAUUACCUUAUUACAACUGCUUCUUAAGCAAUUACCUUAUUACAACUGCUUCUUAAGCAAUUACCUUAUUACAACUGCUUCUUAAGCAAUUACCUUAUUACAACUGCUUCUUAAGCAAUUACCUUAUUACAACUGCUUCCUAAGCAAUUACCUUAUUACAACUGCUUCCUAAGCAAUUACCUUAUUACAACUGCUUCUUAAGCAAUUACCUUAUUACAACAUGC